UAAGGAGAUCCAGUGGCAUGGACUUACAGGGCCGUCAUCCCCUAUAAAUACCGGGGUAGAAGGUAGCGAUAAGACUCGAACCUCUCCGAGAAACGAGAACAGCUAUCGACUCCUCCCAGAUCUACUACAGCUAGGGUUUUAGCUCUCAUCCAGUUCCCAGAGAAAAUGGAGACCUUCCUAUUCACUUCGGAAUCCGUCAACGAGGGCCACCCCGACAAACUGUGUGACCAGAUCUCCGAUGCAGUCCUUGAUGCCUGUCUCGAGCAAGACCCCGAUAGCAAGGUCGCCUGCGAGACCUGCACCAAGACCAACAUGGUCAUGGUCUUUGGUGAGAUCACCACCAAGGCCAACAUCGACUAUGAGAAGAUUGUCCGGGACACAUGCCGCACGAUCGGAUUCGUAUCCGAUGAUGUUGGCCUCGAUGCUGAUAACUGCAAGGUCCUUGUGAACAUCGAGCAGCAGAGCCCUGACAUUGCACAGGGUGUCCAUGGCCACUUCACCAAGCGCCCUGAGGAGAUCGGAGCUGGUGAUCAGGGCCACAUGUUCGGCUAUGCCACUGACGAGACACCGGAGCUGAUGCCCCUCAGCCAUGUCCUGGCCACCAAGCUUGGUGCACGCCUCACCGAGGUCCGUAAGAAUGGCACCUGUGCCUGGUUGAGGCCCGAUGGCAAGACCCAGGUCACCGUCGAGUACCAAAACGACAAAGGCGCCAUGGUCCCCAUCCGCGUCCACACCGUCCUCAUCUCGACCCAGCACGAUGAGACUGUCACCAACGAUGAGAUCGCUGCUGACCUCAAGGAGCACGUCAUCAAGCCCAUCAUCCCCGAGAAGUACCUUGACGAGAAGACCAUCUUCCACCUCAACCCCUCGGGCCGGUUUGUCAUUGGUGGGCCCCAUGGUGAUGCUGGGCUCACUGGCCGCAAGAUCAUCAUCGACACCUAUGGUGGCUGGGGAGCCCACGGAGGGGGUGCCUUCUCUGGCAAGGACCCAACCAAGGUGGACCGCAGCGGUGCCUACAUUGUGAGGCAGGCAGCCAAGAGCAUCGUCGCCAACGGGCUAGCCCGGAGGUGCAUUGUGCAGGUGUCAUAUGCCAUCGGCGUGCCAGAGCCACUGUCAGUGUUCGUGGACACGUACGGGACAGGGAAGAUACCCGACAAGGAGAUACUGAAGAUAGUGAAGGAGAACUUCGACUUCAGGCCGGGCAUGAUCACGAUCAACCUCGACCUGAAGAGGGGAGGCAACAGCAGGUUCUUAAAGACAGCCGCCUACGGUCACUUUGGUAGGGACGACACGGAUUUUACAUGGGAGGUGGUGAAGCCCCUCAAGUGGGAGAAGACGUCUGCAUAGAAUCUCUCUCUCCCACAUAUACAUAAUACAAGCGUUUGAAUCUCUUACGUUUGGGUGUAUAGCUUGAUGCUGCAGCCACGCUCGCUCGCUCUCUCAAUCGCAAGAGAAUUCCUUGCAUUGCCUACUAUCUUCUCUAUAUCUUUUAACCAUCUUGUGUUUCUGUUUUUUUUUCCUUCUUUUUUCGGUGUUGCUUGGAUGAUGGAAGAAUUGAUAAAAAUGAAGAUAUCGAUUUUUGUUUAAUGAAUUUGAAAGAGAAAAGAGAGCCUUCCUUA
Molecule: messenger RNA, 1619 nt
Organism: Magnolia sinica
Lineage: Eukaryota; Viridiplantae; Streptophyta; Magnoliopsida; Magnoliales; Magnoliaceae
Product: S-adenosylmethionine synthase 2
Exons: 2
Coding region: 166-1347 (393 amino acids)
Biological process (GO): S-adenosylmethionine biosynthetic process
Cellular component (GO): cytosol
Molecular function (GO): methionine adenosyltransferase activity; ATP binding
Source: RefSeq, a predicted model, not a curated record